Meriones unguiculatus (Mongolian gerbil) is the source of this 7392-nucleotide messenger RNA. It is a transcript of the gene Sash1, whose product is annotated as SAM and SH3 domain containing 1. NCBI's taxonomy places the organism in Eukaryota, Metazoa, Chordata, Mammalia, Rodentia, Muridae. The record is from RefSeq and is a predicted model, not a curated record. The transcript is spliced from 20 exons. Gene Ontology annotation, molecular function: protein binding. The coding region runs from base 158 to 4330 and encodes 1390 amino acids.
AGUCCUGGCAGCGGGGCUUGUACCCGGCGGAGCCUGGGGCAUGCGACGCGGGGGCGCGGCCCGGUGACGCCGCGGGCGGGGACCUUGCGCCCCGGCGGCCGACGCGCUGCUGCGGGCCGUGGGCAGCGCGGGGACCCGGACGCACCGGGACGCGGCCAUGGAGGAGGACGCGGGAGCUGCCGGCCCAGCGCCGGAGCCCGAACCCGAAGUGGAGCCGGGUCGGGAGCCCGAGCCGGAGGCCGGCACGUCCGAGGCGUUCUCCCGCCUCUGGGCCGACGUGAUGGGCAUCCUGGAUGGCUCCCUGGGCAACAUUGAUGACCUGGCACAGCAGUACGCAGACUAUUACAAUACCUGCUUCUCUGAUGUCUGCGAGCGGAUGGAGGAGCUUCGGAAACGGCGUGUCUCCCAGGACCUUGAUGUGGAGAAACCCGAUGCCAGCCCCACAUCACUUCAGCUGCGGUCCCAGAUCGAAGAGUCCCUAGGCUUCUGCAGCGCCGUGUCAACGCCAGAAGUGGAAAGAAAGUAUCCCCUCCAUAAGUCGAACUCAGAAGACGGCUGUGUAGGCAAAGGCGAUUGGAAGAAGAAAAACAAGUACUUCUGGCAGAAUUUUCGAAAGAACCAGAAAGGAGUAAUGAGGCAGACCUCCAAAGGAGAAGAUGUGGGCUACGUGGCCAGUGAGAUCACGAUGAGCGACGAGGAGCGCAUUCAGCUGAUGAUGAUGGUCAAGGAAAAAAUGAUCACCAUUGAAGAAGCGCUUGCUAGGCUGAAGGAGUACGAGGCCCAGCACCGGCACUCAGCGGCCUUGGAUCCUGCAGACUGGCCUGAUGGCUCCUACCCGACACUGGAUGGCUCCUCCACCUGCAACUCAAGAGAACAAUCGGAUGAUGAGACCGAGGAGUCGGUGAAGUUUAAGAGGUUACACAAGCUGGUAAACUCCACUCGAAGAGUCAGAAAGAAACUAAUUAGGGUGGAAGAAAUGAAAAAGCCCAGCACGGAAGGUGGAGAGGAACAUGUGUUUGGGAAUUCACCAGUCCUGGAUGAAAGAUCUGCGCUCUACUCCGGAGUGCACAAAAAGCCAUUUUUCUAUGAUGGCUCUCCUGAGAAACCUCCAGAAGAUGAUUCAGACUCCCUCACCCCAUCUCCGUCAUCCAGCAGCCUGGAUACCUGGGGAGCUGGCCGGAAGUUGGUCAAAACCUUCAGCAAGGGAGAGAGCCGGGGCCUGAUUAAGCCCCCUAAGAAGAUGGGGACAUUCUUCUCGUAUCCAGAAGAAGAAAAGGCCCAGAAAGUGUCCCGCUCCCUCACCGAGGGGGAAAUGAAGAAAGGCCUUGGGUCUCUGAGUCACGGGGUAAGUACCGAUGGAGUUUUCUUCUAUGAUAACCAUCGGCGCAGGCACCACUUUCUGGUGUCCCUGGAGGAGGUUCAGAGUAUCCGUAAACAAAUCCGCUUGAAGAAAACGGAUGCUAAUUACUCCUGUUCCAGAACUUUUCUCUGCCAGCGUCCCUCCAGAAAAGGAGUGAAUGGCACCACCUGUGACCUGCUGCCCCGGCCAAAACCCAAGGGGGGCGGCAGCUGUGGCUUCCCUGGCAGGAGGGGCCGGGGGCGCACCUCGGUCAGCGAGUUCAAUAUCACCUACGUGGUGGAGCGGAGUCUCUACAGCCAUCUGAACCUGACCCAGCUCGUGCGUCCUGCCUCAGAAAGGACGCUGAGCAAGGCCGAGAAGCAGGACCUGAGGCGGUGCUUGCUGGAGGAGGAUGAGGAGGCAAAGAGGAAGUGGGCUGCCACGGUGGACCGCUGUACUAAAAGGGUUCUCUUGAGAAUCCACCAGAAGUCCAGAACUUGCAGUUUUGGUGGAUUCGACCUGACAAAUCGUUCUCUGCAUGUUGGCAGUAAUAAUUCCGACCCUCUGAGUAAAGAGGGAGAUUUUGUGUACAAAGAAGUAAUCAAAUCGCCCACUGCCUCGCGCAUCUCUCUGGGGAAAAAGGUGAAGUCGGUGAAAGAGACCAUGAGGAAGCGGAUGUCGAAGAAGUACAGCAGCCCUGUCUCAGAGCAGGACUCGGGCCUUGAUGGAAUGCCUGGCUCCCCCGCCUCAGUAAAGCCUGACUCUGAACACGCAGACAAGCCCAAGCUCAAAGCCGGAGGCUCUGUAGAAAGCCUUCGGAGUUCUCUGAGUGGCCAGAGCUCAAUGAGUGGCCAGACUGUGAGCACCACCGAUUCCUCCACCAGCAACAGGGAGAGCGUCAAGUCAGAAGAUGGCGAUGAUGAAGAACCACCCUACCGAGGUCCCUUCUGUGGGCGUGCCCGCGUGCACACCGACUUCACCCCCAGCCCCUACGACACAGACUCUCUGAAGCUCAAGAAAGGAGAUAUCAUUGACAUAAUCAGCAAACCACCCAUGGGUACGUGGAUGGGCCUGUUGAACAACAAAGUCGGCACAUUCAAGUUCAUCUAUGUGGAUGUGCUAAAUGAGGAAGAGGAGAAGCCCAAGCGCCCUACCAGGAGGAGGAGGAAGGGCAGACCACCGCAGCCAAAGUCCGUGGAGGAUCUCCUGGAUCGGAUCAACCUGAAAGAGCACAUGCCCACCUUCCUGUUCAAUGGCUAUGAAGACCUGGACACCUUCAAGCUCCUGGAGGAGGAAGACCUGGACGAGUUAAAUAUCAGGGACCCAGAGCACAGAGCGGUUCUCCUGACGGCAGUGGAGCUGCUACAGGAGUAUGACAGUAACAGUGACCAGUCGGGGUCCCAGGAGAAGCUGCUGGUGGACAGCCAGGGCCUGAGCGGAUGUUCCCCACGAGACUCCGGAUGCUAUGAGAGCAGCGAGAACUUGGAAAAUGGCAAAACUCAAAAACCCAGCGUUCUGCCCGCCAAGUCAUCCACGGAGUCCAACUUAAAGUCUUUCAACAGGAGUCAGCCAGGCAACUACCCGACAUUGCCUCUAACUAAACCAGCGGAGGUGCGGAAGCCAGGAGAGGAGGGCGGGCUGGGACGAGGCCUAGCCCCGGACACCGCCAAGCGCUGUGGCGUGCCCUGUGUGACUAGUUUGAGUAAAAACCGAAGAAGCCUCCCGGUCUCCAUUUGUCGCAGCUGUGAAACCCUGGAGGGUCCUGAGCCAGUGGAAAGCUGGCCCCGAUCCCACUCCCUGGAUGACCUUCAGGGAGAGGCUGAUGCUGGCAAGGAUGUGCCUAGUGAGGUGCUGGAAACGUGCCCUCAGAAUGUACCAGAAGUGCCACAGAAGACAUCUGCCUGCACCUCCGAGGCUCUGUCCCGAGGCCGAGAUCCCACUGCUGAAGAUGUGACGCUUCUGACCCAAAGCAAGAGAUUUUCUGACCCCCCGAAAACAAUGGCCAAGAAGCCGGAUGGCUCCGCUGUGAUCUCCAAACUUGGCGUGUCGCCUCCUCAGUGUGUCCCCAGAAAUUUCGAGGCUCAGCCUCCAGUUAAACCCAGCUUAACAAGGACGUCUCUUGAGGGUCACAGAAAAGGACAUGACCACCACCCCCUGGGCACCAAAGAAGGGGGAGAUGGGGAGCAGAGCGCCCCCGAGACCAGGACACAGCCCAGGCAUCCAUCGCAGCCCCCGCCUGUGCCCGCCAAGAAGAGCCGAGAGCGCCUGGCCAAUGGCCUGCCCCUGGUCCCCAACCUGGAGGCCCCCGUGCUGCCCCUGAAGAAGGCCAGCCCCGCGAGUCCCUGCGACUGCCCCUCCCCCCGGGAGCCCAGGCCUCCCUUGGGGACCGAGCCGGGCAGCCCAGUCUGCACUAGACCCCCGCCCUGGCUGGCGGAGCUGCCUGAGAGCACCAGCCUGCAGGGCCAUGGUGUGAAGCUGGGCCCAGCGCUAAGCAGGAAGGUCUCCUGUGCCCGGGGUGUGGACCUGGAGAUGCUCACGGAGAACAAGCUCCAGGCCGAGGGCAUCGACCUCACCGAGGAGCCCUAUUCUGAUAAGCAUGGCCGUUGUGGGAUCCCUGAGGCCCUGGUACAGCGAUACGCGGAGGACCUAGAGCAGCCUGAGAGGGAUGUUGCCACCAACAUGGACCAGAUCCGGGUGAAGCUGCUUCGGAAGCAGCAUCGAAUGGCGAUCCCAAGUGGUGGGCUCACAGAAAUCUGCAGGAAACCCCUCUCUCCGGGAUGUGUUGCGUCUGUGUCGGAUUGGCUCGUUUCCAUUGGCCUGCCCAUGUACACCAGCACGCUUUCUGACGCAGGGUUCAGCGCGUUGAGCCAAGUGCCUUCCCUGUCCCACACUUGCCUUCAGCAGGCCGGCAUCACAGAGGAGCGUCACAUACGGAAGCUCAUCUCCGCAGCCAGACUAUUCAAACUGCCCCCGAGCCCUGAGGCCAUGUAGCAGGCCUGCCGUGGCCCUCCCUGGACAAGAGCCAGCCUUUCACUGUGCUUAGGAAGCUGAUACAAUCCCUCCCUAUCUGCUGGGGUUGACCUGAUCUGGAAGAAAGGUCCCCACAUGGGGCUCACAAAUUGCAGGAUUAGGACACGGAGCCGAGGACCCUAUCCUGGAAAGUUCCCCGCGCCCUCGAGGAAACCAGUGUGGUUCUCUUUGAUGCCCACAGGCAAGACCAGCGCUUAGUCUUGCUUUCAGACACAGAAGAGCCAAGAUGUCAACGCACAGCAAACCCUGUGCGUCCACUCUGUCUCCGUGCCGGCAGAGGGCUAGAAGAAGAGGACAAGGCAGCCUGCUCGCGUCUCAUCGUGCCCUCGCCCAUCUGUUGGUCACCCUGCUGGAUGCCCGAGCCCACCGGGCUUAGCUAGGCCAAAGCAACAGACUCUGGAGUUACUGUAUACUAUUGACUGUGCUCAUGAGUUCAGACGCCGGACCAGCUGGCUACAGCAAGAACACAACAGUCCUCCUCUCCUGUAGAUAAACAAGAGACAUUUUAAUUGCUUUCUAGCAAUUAGCUUUUAUUUGCCUUAAUAUAAACUUUUAACCAGUUAUCUAUCUAGUGUCUGCAACCCUUAACCCUAGUCCCAAAAUUCUUCAGCUUAGACUGCCAUCUAACUAUUUGGGAUGUUUCCACAGAAAUAGCCUUUUUUUUUUUAACAGUCUCGUUCUAACAUGGCUUAUUUUAUAGGAGUGACCACCAGGCACACAUUUCACAUUGACUCUUAGUUUUUAAACUAACUACAAACUCAGUAAAGGUUGAUCUGGAUUCCCGGUGGGGCUUGUGUAGUAACUGCCCUUCGUUCUACUCACUUCACUGAGCGGCCAUCAUGGCGGCCACAGUUGGAGAAUCCCGGCCACAUCCAUUCCAAAACCCAUCCAUCAGCUAACGGAUCACCUUUGUAGAAAGUCAUUGUAAUGUUGCAUAUCUCAGAAAGAUUUUUUUUUCUAAAAAGGGAAGUAGUUUACAAAACUCAGUUCUUUAAAGUUUUUGUUUGUUUGUUUGUUUUACUUUUUGGUUUUUUUUUUUCUUUUUUGGCCAGUUCUAGAAUUAUUAUUAUCUUUAUCUUUCAUCUGUUACUUAAUUAUUUUAAUUCAAGCAGAGGUUCAUUUGAAGCCAGACAAACCACAUUAGCUGUGUGCUAAAUAUUGCAUAUUUUCAACUGUUUUUCCAAUUGUGAUUUCUAUAAUCUGUUCUCUUUUUGUCUAGUGUCUAGUUUUCUAGCAACUAGCAAAUGCAGGCAGGUACACAGGCUCCUUUGCUUACAGUGUGGCUUUUCUUAGAAGCAUUGUGCGAGGUCUCAAGUUACCAUGAAAGCACUUUGAACACAAGGCCUGGAUUCGUCCUCUGAUAUUUUAUUGGGUUAUUGAAACACGAUUUCCCUCAGGAGAGAAGGGCAAGUGAUUUUAUUAAUAACCAAGCCAUCCUGACCAUAUGCUUGAUAUCGCUGGAUCCAUGUCUCUGAGGAAAUGAACUUUCUCAGGCGAUCCCCCCCAUUUUAGUGUUCAUUGAAAACAAUAACAAUAAUAUGGUCGAUUCCAUUCGCCUUCUAUAGGAUGCCGUGUGAAGAAGUUGAGGCAAUUUAGAAUAAAAGGUAAAUCCACCAGAUGCCUGCUGGUCUCUUUAAAAGAGCUCACGGUUGCCUCCUGGGUCGUGGCAUAGCCCGCCUAGUGGGUGUGGAUACAGGGUUGUCAGCGCUUCUGCAUGCUUCUGUGGGGUUGGAAUUGGAAAACAGGCUUCUCCUCUUGCCUUUGACGUAACCCUGGCCUGACAUUGCGACAGACUCUGCCCAUGAUUCUAUCUGAGCAAAGAGACCACACAGGAGCCACAUUAGAGGUAACAAGGGAGAAGGAGAAAUCUUGUGUGAAUUUGCAAGUUUCAGUUCCUUCUCAGUGUAGACCAAACUAGAACCAGAGGUCUCGAGAAUGCCAAACACUAUUUUUUUGUCACUUUGGAAAUCAUUGCCUUUGCAUGGAAAAUUCAGGGACCAUGAAUUUAGUGUGAAUGUCUGAUCUGAAGGGGCUGAGGUUGUCCUCUUUCUUUCUUUCUCUCUCUUUCUUUCUUUCUUUCUCUCUUUCUUUCUUUCUUUCUUUCUUUCUUUUACUUUCUUUCUAUCUUUAGUGUUUGUUUGGUUUUCUUUUGCUUUGAGCGUCUCAUUUGGUCUGAAAAAAGCCUGAAUGUUGGUGUGUGGCACUGAGGUGACGUGGGGCUGCCUGUGGCUGGUGGCCAGGUGGCAGGCUUUAGCAAUAUACAGUUUUGAUCAGUUGCAUUUGGUACAGAAUUUUGAGUGACGGUGAAAAAUUGUUGUCUUUGGAAAGCACAAAAGAAACCUGGAAAGGCGUUUCGGCUCAGGUAGCUCCCCAGAAUGUGUGCGAUUUGUAUGUCACAGCUGUCUGCAGAGAAAGCAGCUGCCCAAACUACUAUUUACAUUCCCAAUAACGAGAGCAACUAGCUUUUCAUGGCCUUGCAUAUUUGGGGGCCCUUUUCUCUGUCCUGACCCGGGUGUGGAUGAAAUUGAAAAUGCUUCCUCUGUGAGAAGUGACUGCCCGACACAGCAUCGCGUGCUCACAGCUGCAGCAGAACAGAAGUGGAUUCCGCAUCACUGCUGUGGGAGGACUGAGUAAGGGUCCAGAAAAGUCUAACUGUCUUGAGUCCAAGUUAUCUUGAUUUUUAAAUUGAUAGAAAAAAUAAACAAACUGUCGAGCAAAGUUAUAUGGCACCUGACAGCAUUGCACUUUCUGUAUAUGAAAUCAGUAUUUAAAUAACUUAUUUUUCUCCAUCGCUGUUCUUAAACAUUGUAAGUAGCUGUAAUAUACCAAUACCAAUACGUUCUUGCAAUUGCUUCAGCCCAAGAAAGCUGUGUAUUGUUUUAAAAUUAUAAAAAAAAAAAUUGUGAUGAUCCAUUUAGAAAAAUGAAAGGUGGACAGAAGGGUUUUCCUGUGUAGCAGACCUUGUCUAUAAUUAUGUCAUCUAUGUACCUAGGAGAAAAAGUAAAUAAAUUUCUUCAGUCAGA